UUGUAAAGCUCAACACACCGCUUUCGCUUCUCUUUCUCUCAACACACACCGCUUCCACACACCGCUUCCGCUUCGAUUUCUCUCAACACACACCGCCUUUGCCAUAUUCGUCUCUCAUUUCGCAGAUUUUGUCGCAGAUUUCUUUGUUUGGCUAGAGAUUCAGGAAAGAUGGAUCAAUAUGAAAUUGUUUGCCAAUGCAAGAAGGGGAGAAUGUUACGGAAGUGUUCAAAUUCGAAUAAAAAUAAAAAUAGAAUGUACUACUGCUGUACAAAAUCAAAGAAAUUGUCAAAUGGGAGAUGGGACUUCGGUUGCCAAUUCUUUUUGUGGGAGGACCAACUCAGGCGUUGUUUGUGUGGUGAAGGUAUGUGUGCCCUUGUACGAUACGAAGACAAGGGCAUGGAAGUGUGCUCCCUGCAGGGUUGUUCACCAGCUGAAUCCGGAGAGGGCAGUGGUUCUUCAAAAUCUAAACAGUGCCAACUGUGCCAAGUUUUAUCAAUCAAAAUCAAGAUUUUGGAAGCCAAGCUGGAGGUUGCUCAAUCUCCGGAGAAGCACGCCAACACAUCAUCUGCCAUUUUAUACGAAGCUUUGGAAGAGGUGUCUGAUGCGGUGGCGGGACUAUCGCUGGAUCAUCAACCAAAUAUUUCUUAAUGUGAUUGUUGACAGUAUGGUUAAUGUUGCUGAACCUCUCCUGAAAUUUAAGUGUAUUGGAUUGUUGAAGUUGAAGGCACUAUUUUGGAAUUUUAUGUUAGCUUUUUAUAGUAUUUAUUUGCCCUUGAUUUUGUAGUAUUUGACAUAUUGUUGUAGUAUUGUACCGGCUACAACAGAAACAAUAGAAGCUUAUAAGUAUCACUUUUUUUACUAGAAUAUAUGAGGUUUUUGUUAAUAACUUGUUAGUGACAGUUUUCUCUUUUAGUUAUUUUUAUGCGAUGUUGACCUGAAGACUUUUGAGAUAUCAAAAGGCAUAGUCCCUAUGCAUUUUGAUGAGAAAGGUAUAUGAUGGCAGGUAGGAACCAGAACCCACUUUUUUAACUCUUUUAAAAAUUUUGAUUUGAUGUUUCUGUUUGAAGGGUGGCUGUGGCAAGCAGACUCUGCUAUGAUAGACAACUUUCACAGCCUACUUAGUUCACCUAACUCCUUUUAGACCUAUAAUCUAACAUUUUUUAUUUCUUAUUUUCUCUCUCUCACCCCCUUCUUAUAUUGUCCAUCUUUCUCAUUUUUUCUUUCUUCUCUCAUCACGUUCCUUCUCAUGGAUACUCUUCUUCUGGUACGUUUUUAAUUUAUUUCUUCUCUCCCUCUUUUUCUACUUCUAGUACGAUUUUAAUUUAUUUCUUCUCUCCCUCUUUUGUAUGCCAACUUCUAUGUCUUUUUUUUUUUGGGGUGUUGGAUAUAUUCAAGCAUAUGAUGCUCUUGCUGAUGCAUUCUUGCCAUGAGAUUCAAACUUGUUUUAGUGUUUCUUCUUUUCUGAUAUGGUUGCCUCUUAAUUGAGUUCAUUGAGUUCUGCCCCAUGAUGGCACCAUUCCUUGGUUGCAACGUGGCAGGUAGGAACCAGAACCUUGCACAUGAUGUAUUCUCUUGAACUGAUGCAAGUGUAAACAACAAAUCUCCAUGCAUAUUCUACUGAUUUGCUUGUUCUUUUAAUGUUUCUUUUCUGAUAUGGUUGCCUCUUUUCUGAUUUGGGAAUUAGUAAGUACUGUAAAGGUUCUAGCUGCAGAACUUCUUUUUCCUUUGUGGUGUUGCUCUUUUAUUUGGAUUUUAUCUUACUGGAGGGGAGAUGGUGGUGUAGUGAGGGAGAUGCGUAACUUGGUUUUCUCAGUUUCGGGUGUUGCCUGGAAUUUAGGGGUGUUUUGGUUGUAUGCUAGUGGUAGCAGUUUGGGCGAGUGGUUGUAGCUGGUGCAGUGGAGUUAUUAAUCUAUCUUUUAGUUAGUUUGCUGCAGACAGUUUUAUUUUUUUCUAUUAGCAUUCAUUCAUACUUAUAUUUUUUCUUUUCUACUAGGUUACCUCUUUCACUGUUGGGUUCUCGGUUGGCGCAUAUAUAAUUUUAUGGAUCAUGCGGUGGAAGGAUGGCAGAAACCACCAAACUCUAGACUCGAAAUUCCAGUAUGAUCUACAGCAGCAGCUUGCGCUCUCAUUGGAGGUACAACAGCCGCCUCCACCGUCCAUUUCACCGCCUCCACCGUCCGUUUCACAACUGUCGCCGUCCUCACCAGAGGAUAUCUCAUCAUCCGAAUCACCGGAGGUGCCGUCCUCACCAGAGCUGACGUCCUCCGGUAGUGACUUGGCAAAGCUGCCACCUUCACCACUAUGUCCACCACCACUAUGUCCGCCACCACACUAUCCACCGCGUCAUCCGGUUCCAUGGUGUUCCCGACAAGCUCCCGUCGCUGAGCUGCCAGUCUCAGUGGUGUUGCCGUUGCCAUCACUCUAUCCGAUCCCAUCAAAAGCACCUCUUCUUCCUUGGUUAACCUGUAAGGAAUGGAAAAAAUGGAAUCGUAAGGCGGUUGGCAUGAAUCGAUAAACCUUAUUUUUAUGUUUGUUUUGUUUAAUAUUUUGUUGGUGUUCAAUAUUGAUGCUUAGACUUGAACUUUGACAUCAAAUUGAACAUCACUUUUUUUGUAUGUUACCUACAUUUGGCUUAAACCUAUGACAAACCUUGUAUGUUAGCUAACUCUUGUUUCUCCCUUAAUUUUACUAUAUGUUAUGUGAUUAAAUAGA
Molecule: messenger RNA, 2712 nt
Organism: Lathyrus oleraceus (garden pea)
Lineage: Eukaryota; Viridiplantae; Streptophyta; Magnoliopsida; Fabales; Fabaceae
Exons: 7
Coding region: 179-784 (201 amino acids)
Source: RefSeq, a predicted model, not a curated record